AUGUAUAGUUCUGUUGUACAAUGAUUCGUAGCCUUCUUGUUUAUUGGAGUGAAUGCUUUUACUUCUAUUAAUUUGCCGAUUUAAAAGAUGGCGACAACAGAUGGGGAUAUUUCUGGGUUAGAAUUUGAACCGGAAGUACUUACCAAAGAUGACCUCCAAUCACUAAACACGUAUGAUGGUAUUACUUUUCCUCCAGCAGUCAGAGUCGAAGCCCUCAAGGAAAUCAGAAGUUUCCAGAUUCGACAAGAUGAUGUCUUUAUCGUUACUUAUCCAAAGAGUGGUACGCACUGGAUGAACGAGAUAGUCAAUUUUCUGCUUGCUGAUGGAGACGCUGAGAGAGUCAAUAGACGUUCAUCAAUCGUCCAUAUCGAAUUCGCUCUCAUCCAUGACGUCGGGAAGGAGAGAUCAAAAUAUUCUUACAUGUAUAAGCUGUUGAAAAAUAUUGAAUCUCGACGGAUUAUUACAAGUCAUCUGCGGUACAGAUUCCUUCCAAAACAGGUCGAUGAGAAAAAGACGAAGAUCAUCUACGUCGCACGGAACCCAAAGGAUGUGUUCACAUCAUGGUUUCAUUUCUUGAAGAAUGAUCCUCGCUAUGGGCACCUCCCUUGGGAAACGUACUUCAACGGUGCUUUAUCAGGGGAAUAUAUGUUCGGGUCAUGGUUUGAUCACGUCUUGGAAUUCUGGAAAAUGCGAGAGGAAGAAAACGUUCUUUUCUUGAAAUAUGAAGACCUCAAAUCGAACGUUCGAGAGACAGUGGCUUCCAUUGCUAACCAUCUCAAUCUAACCCCUACUGAUGACGUCAUCGAUAGAGUGGUUCAAAGUACCAGCUUAGAUGAAAUGAAGAAGAGGUACAAACGGAUGGAAACAGACAGCCAGGAUCCUGUUAAAAUUCACUAUGGCAAAAGUUAUGGUAUAAACAGUUACGUCAGAAAAGGAAAGAUUGGAGAUUGGAAGAAUCUUUUCACAGUGGCGCAGACCGAGGAAUUUGACCGAGUAUUCCAGGAAAAAAUGAAGGAUAGUGGAUUAUCAUUCGUAUUCCAGUAAUACACGUGGUCUACAUUAAACUACGAUCGUAAAAUCUGUCGGAUUAACUCACCGUUAAAAAAACCCAAAUUAUUAUGUACCCCUUAAAUCCUUCAUAAUCUUAAUUUCUGAUAAAGUCAAAAUUGCUUCAUCGUUAAUUGAUUAUAUGUCUACUAAAAGGAUAUGAGCGGCGAUUUUGUAAGAUUUGUUUUUUUUUAAUCCCUUAAGGGGAAGGGGGUGGUGAAGUCCCUCUUUCAAUAUAUGGAGGGACACAACCCCAACCCCUAAAUUGAUUUAUAAAAAUAUAAUAUUGAAGAGUGCACACUUUUCAAGCAAAGGGGAAUAAUUCGAAAAUUCAACUUUUGUGGCAGAAAUGAGUCCCUCUGAUUUAUUUACAAGAUUAAAAAACGGCUUGUUUAUUUUCUGUUUUCCAGUUGGAUGAUACAUGGAAGAAAUUUUAUUUGCAAAAUACAGGGACAGUACAACGUCAACAACAACAAAAAAUGUUUGGACACUUUAUAACAUGUUGUUAUUGUAAAAAACCGGGCAUGGUGGCUCAGUGGUAGAGCGUCCGCCUCAUGAACGGGAGGUCGUGGGUUCGAUCCCCGGUCGAGUCAAACCAAAGACUUAUAAAAAUGGGACAUUCUGCCUUCUUGCUUGGCGCUCAGCAUUUAGACUGGAGAGAGGGGUAAUAAUAACAUGUUAUGCUAUGCAGGGCCCGCUGGAAGAGCAGUCUGACUUAUGAUUAAAGUGGCCCUGGGUAAAUAAAACAUUAUUAUUAUUAUUGUCUUCUCUCAAAUCAAAUAUACAAUAACAGUAUAAAUAUCAUAAGCAAAUCACACAAUCGCUGAAAGAAGUAUUUCAGAUUUAUGCAAUUGCACAGUGAUCAAAUUAUACAAUAUUGUACAGUGGUCGUUAAGAAUAAAAAAUAUAUAAAAUAAUAAUGACAAUGAAGAACAUACAGAUUAAAAUUCAUAAAAAUCUAAAUGAUAAGAGAGAAAAUACAAAGAUAAAAAUGAAGGUAGAGUACCUCCACCAACCCCUCGAUGAUUAUUUCGAUCGAUUGAAAUUAUGACAUUACGUGGUCACGUGUAUGCUCAAUACAUUUUUUUGUCAUUGUAAUAUUCCAAGUUUGAUUUUAAAAGUUUUAACAAGCAUGAUGGUAUUAUUUUAAACAUUUUUGAUAAAACAUUAUCAAAUCGUACAUACAGAAAUAGACUAUACUAACAAUAUCCCUCUCACCGACUAGUGUAUAAACUAAUUUUGUUACGAAAAACUUUAAGGGUGUAAUAGCAUCAAGUUUGAAAUUUUUAUUUGCAUCAAAUUGCGUAAGUGACAGAAGAUAACAACAGGUGUAAAACGCCAUUUGAUUGUUUUAUAGAGCUGUUUAUUGUAUUAAUUUUACAGAAGGUGUUUAAAAGUUUAAACAACCAUGCUUAAUCAAUUGAAAUUUAAAUUUUCUAAAUUAAAAUCUGUCGUUUAAACUUGUUGAAAUUGUUAAACGUUGUAUAAAAAUUUGAACACCAUUUUCACUGUAGCUUAUGAACUUUUGUAUCAUCUUGACUGUGUUAAUAUUUUGAUAUUAAUGUAAAAUUGAUAGGCCACUUCCACCAGUGAAUUAGUGCAAGUAUAAACUAAAAUUCAAACAGAAUUAUAUUGCUUGACAUUUUGUAUUGCGUUUGCAUGUUUCCUAUACGUUAACUGGUUAUUACCAUUGUGUUUAAAUAGAUUUUGUAUUUCGUUUGCUGCAAAUGAGAGAGAGAUAAUAAAUAAAAAAUCUUCGUUUACUAACAAUGC
Messenger RNA from Lytechinus pictus (painted urchin), 2820 nucleotides. Its product is annotated as sulfotransferase 1A3-like. The coding region runs from base 88 to 1044 and encodes 318 amino acids. Gene Ontology annotation, molecular function: sulfotransferase activity. Gene Ontology annotation, biological process: sulfation. Gene Ontology annotation, cellular component: cytoplasm. Lineage: Eukaryota; Metazoa; Echinodermata; Echinoidea; Temnopleuroida; Toxopneustidae. The transcript is spliced from 8 exons. The record is from RefSeq and is a predicted model, not a curated record.